Dipodomys ordii (Ord's kangaroo rat) is the source of this 568-nucleotide messenger RNA. RefSeq names its product apolipoprotein L2-like. Gene Ontology annotation, biological process: lipoprotein metabolic process; lipid transport. The record is from RefSeq and is a predicted model, not a curated record. Lineage: Eukaryota; Metazoa; Chordata; Mammalia; Rodentia; Heteromyidae. The transcript has a single exon. Gene Ontology annotation, molecular function: lipid binding. Gene Ontology annotation, cellular component: membrane; extracellular region. The annotation marks the transcript as partial.
GGAUGAAGAAGAUGAGCUACGAGAAGCUCUGAGGAAGCUUCCAGAAUCCAUGGCCAUGGAGGACAAAGACAGGCCCCAGAAAGACCUGAAGGAUAUGAAGAUCUUUGGGGGGAGGUUUCCUCAGGUGAAAUCAGAGGUUGAGGGGCGCAUCAGGAGGCUCCGGGCCCUCGCAGAGGAGGUCAGCAAGGUGCACAAGGACUGCACCAUCUCCAGCAUUGUGGCCAACUCCACAGCUGUUGCCUCUGGACUCAUGACCCUCAGUGGUCUUGCUCUGGCACCUUUCACAGCAGGACUCAGUCUGGGGCUGUCUCUGGGUGGGAUAGGGCUGGGAGCAGCAGCUUCGGUGACCAGUGCUGCCACCAGCAUUGUGGAAGAAACAAAUAUAUUAUCCGUCAGAGAUGAAGCCAGCAACCUGGUGUCAGUCAGCCUGGAGACACUGAAUGAUUAUUUAGUGGCUGCGGCUAAGACCGCACCUACAGUUGUAUUGGCAUCUGAUGAGUUUCUCCAGAGCCUGACAAAGCUGGGGAAACACAUCUGUGCCUUCAGACAGGCCAGAGCCAACCCUCAG